Messenger RNA from Durio zibethinus, 1849 nucleotides. NCBI's taxonomy places the organism in Eukaryota, Viridiplantae, Streptophyta, Magnoliopsida, Malvales, Malvaceae. The record is from RefSeq and is a predicted model, not a curated record.
UGCACUUCUCCAAGUCCUCCCUCAGUUUGCAGCUUUGUUCUAAGGCACUUCUCCGAAAGUUUCUGACCAUUAAACUGGUUAAGGUAAAAGCUUCAUAGUUCAUACUUUCCAAAUGGUUUGGAUUAUUGAAUUUCUGAUUAUGGGUUUGUUCAGUUGACUUUUUAAUUCUUGCUCUGAAUCUGUUUUUCCUCAGGCUAUGCUUGCUUUGCUGUCUGUUUGCUGGCAUAUUCUUCUUUUCUGGAUUUUUUUUUGCCUUAUCUUUCUGAAAUAUGAGCUGUCAACCAGUCAUUUCUGAGGAUUACCAGACAUUUCUUCUUCAAUCAGGCUUCAACCUUAGAGGAUUGUAUCUUCAGUAAAUUGAAGAUGUAUCUAGUGGAGAGCAAAGGAGGUGCAAUAGCUUGUAUGCUGCUUGCUCUUUUCUUCUUGGGCACAUGGCCUGCUAUUAUCACUCUGCUAGAAAGACGAGGACGCCUUCCUCAACACACUUACCUUGAUUAUACAAUGACAAAUCUCUUGGCUGCUGUCAUUAUAGCUUUAACAUUUGGUCAGAUAGGGGACAGCACGGUCGAAAGACCCAAUUUUUUUGCUCAACUUUCUCAGGAUAAUUGGCCCUCUAUUUUGUUUGCAAUGGCUGGUGGGGUGGUUCUCAGCCUGGGAAACCUUUCCACACAAUAUGCAUGGGCUUUUGUUGGUUUAUCAGUUGUACAAGUGAUUUCAUCAAGCAUGACUGUUGUAAUAGGUACAACCUUGAAUUACUUCUUAGAUGACAGAAUCAACAGAGCUGAGAUCCUUUUCCCAGGUGUUGGUUGCUUCCUUCUAGCAGUUUGUCUUGCAUCAGCUGUUCACUCAUCCAAUUCAGCUGAUAACAAAGCAAAACUUAGCAGUUGGUCAAAUGAUAACGAAACAGGGAGAGAGGCUGCGCUUUCAGCUGUUUCCGAAGAAGCAAUUCCAAGCAAGGUGACAAAGGAUCUAGAAAAUGGGAAUGUUCCUGUACGCAAGGCAAAAGCAGGAACAGCGACCUUCCUGAUAGAGCUUGAGGAAAGAAGGUCAAUCAAGGUGUUUGGAAAGAGCACUUUCAUUGGACUGUCCUUAACUUUCUUCGCUGGCGUUUGCUUCUCCCUCUUCUCACCAGCAAUCAACCUGGCAACAAAUGAUCAAUGGCACACUUUGAAGGAAGGGGUUCCUAAGUUGGUUGUCUACACAGCAUUUUUCUACUUCUCACUCUCCUGUUUUGUGAUUGCUCUCAUCCUAAAUAUCAGCUUCCUUUACCAUCCAGCUCUGGGAGUACCCAAAUCAUCCUUUAAGGCCUAUCUAAAAGACUGGAAUGGCCGAGGCUGGGCCUUCUUGGCCGGUCUUCUAUGUGGUUUUGGGAAUGGUCUCCAGUUCAUGGGUGGCCAAGCUGCAGGCUAUGCUGCAGCGGACGCUGUUCAGGCACUUCCACUGGUGAGCACAUUUUGGGGAGUAAUUCUGUUCGGAGAGUAUCGCAGAUCAUCACGAAGAACAUAUAUAUUGCUAUUCAGCAUGUUGUUCAUGUUCAUUGCUGCUGUUGGAGUACUUAUGGCAUCAGCUGGACAUAGGAAAUGAAAAUGCAGCUUUAAAACCACAACUUAGAUUAGAGUCAAAUAUACUUCAUGACUACAGCCUGUUUGCUGGUUCAUAUCCAAGACCUUACAUCAUGAAAAAUAUAUGAUUUGGUUAGGUGCUUUUUGCGCCAAAGGAUUUGCUUGUGCUUAACAAAGCCAAUAAUUGUAUUGUUUAGACAUUGGAUAACAAACUUUUAUUUUUCAUGAUGUUGUUUUGAAUGUUAUGUUUAUAAAUUAUUAGAGAAAUGAAAUUUGGAGAAUAUAGA